GACACAUCUUGUUGUCUUUGUAAGAGUGGAGCUCGAUCACGCAGCCGUGUCUUCCCUCUUCCCCGAAUCCUCUCAAAACUCCCUCCCGAACCUCCCGGACCUCCCCCUCUCACCCUCCGGACCCUCGGACCCUCUCCCCUCCCGCAGCGCGCGUCAGGUUGACCAUCCGUGACCAAAGAUCCAGAGCUCGACCCAUUGAUCAUCAUGGACUCUGGUGUGAUUGAAGGAGGACUCAACGUCACCCUCACCAUCAGACUGCUCAUGCAUGGCAAAGAAGUGGGCAGCAUCAUCGGAAAGAAAGGUGAAUCGGUGAAGAAGAUGCGAGAGGAGAGUGGUGCUCGGAUCAACAUUUCUGAAGGGAACUGCCCCGAACGCAUCAUCACCCUCGCAGGCCCCACCACCGCCAUCUUCAAAGCCUUCUCCAUGAUCAUCGAGAAACUAGAAGAGGACAUCAGCAGCUCCAUGUCCAACAGCACGGCCACCUCGAAGCCCCCGGUCACGCUGCGGAUCGUGGUGCCGGCCAGCCAGUGCGGCUCGCUCAUCGGCAAGGGCGGCUGCAAGAUCAAAGAGAUCAGGGAGUCGACAGGAGCUCAGGUACAGGUGGCUGGAGACAUGCUGCCUAACUCUACUGAGAGAGCCAUUACUAUCGCUGGGACCCCGCUGUCCAUCAUAGAGUGUGUCAAACAGAUCUGUGUGGUCAUGCUGGAGUCGCCUCCCAAAGGUGUGACCAUCCCUUACCGACCCAAACCCUCAGGAUCGCCUGUCAUUUUUGCAGGAGGACAGGCAUAUGCGGUGCAGGGACAACAUGCCAUUCCUCAGCCUGAUCUCACUAAACUCCAUCAGUUGGCAAUGCAGCAGAGUCCGUUUCCUCUGGCCCCCAGCAGCCAAGGCUUCACUGCUGGUAUGGACGCUUCUGCACAGACAGGCUCUCAUGAACUGACCAUUCCAAAUGAUUUGAUUGGCUGCAUCAUCGGCCGCCAAGGUGCCAAGAUCAACGAGAUUCGUCAGAUGUCAGGGGCACAGAUCAAGAUCGCCAAUCCAGUGGAGGGCUCGACCGACCGACAGGUCACCAUCACCGGCUCACCGGCCAGCAUCAGUCUGGCGGAGUACCUAAUCAACGCACGACUGUCAUCUGAGGCAACAGGAAUGGCCGCGAACUGAUGCUCUCCGCCACCCCACCGCCCCUUUUCUCCUCCUCCAUCACAUUUACGCUCUCUAAGUGCAAAAGGAAACCAAGUAUUUUCAACCUAACUUUUCCUUUCACCCACCCCAAGCUAUGCUUCAUGGAUAUACACAAGUAUUUUAUUUAUUUAUUUCAUGAAAAUGUUUUUAAAAUCCCUUUUGCGUACAGUUUUUAAUGUCUUUUUUCUUUGCAUAUUUUGUCAGUUAACAUUACCGUAUGGAAGUGACAGCGGAGAAAGUGGAAAAAUCUGAAAACGCAUAAAUGUUUUUGUUAUCUCAGAUUUUUCUUAUAAAAACAGAAAAAAUAAAAAAGAGAGCAACUACAAAUGAUAGAUUGACCGCUUUCCCUGUAUCCAACAUUUAUUUAUUUUAAUUUAACUCUAGGAAGUUACAGAUUUUAAAAUCCUAGAAAUGAGCUUUAGAGAAUAAGCUCCGUUUUCUGCAUCAGAUCGAUUUGAAUCUGUGAGGUGUUUCAGGUGACUUUUUUUUUUAUUUUAUUUUUUUUUUGGACGUUUGAAUAUUUGUCAUUCCUCAAUAUGUCUUUUUUUUUUUUUUUUUUUUCUUUAUCCUGAAGUUGGAGAUUUUGUUAAAGGGAGGGAUGGGAGUUGCUGCAGUUUCUGCAUAAAUGACAUUACUGGUAUAAUAAUGAGUUGAAAAUAUUUCUUUUAGAGAGAAUAUUUUUUUUAACCCUGUGGUGUAGAGCCCAGACUGGAGGAUUCCCAAUUGACAUUUAUAUGAUGAUGCGACUGAGUUACUGAUCAAUUACAUGACUAGAAGGAACUUUCUAGAAUUAACACUAGUUUCCUCUCUACUCUGCUUGAGUAAUAGUUAUGUUUUCUAUUUUAUUAUUUUUUUUUUUUCUAUUUUAUUUGUUUUCUUGCAGGAGGAAGGAAAACCUAAAACCUUUUUGUGCACGUUUUCAGAAUAUUGUAGAUUUGGAGUGCAGCUGGAAUGAAGAAUUAAACAUGCAAAAUUAAAACAUGAAAUGCUGAAACUA
Onychostoma macrolepis is the source of this 2179-nucleotide messenger RNA. It is a transcript of the gene pcbp2, whose product is annotated as poly(rC) binding protein 2. Lineage: Eukaryota; Metazoa; Chordata; Actinopteri; Cypriniformes; Cyprinidae. The transcript is spliced from 12 exons. Gene Ontology annotation, cellular component: nucleus; cytoplasm; nucleoplasm. Gene Ontology annotation, molecular function: mRNA binding; single-stranded DNA binding. The record is from RefSeq and is a predicted model, not a curated record. Gene Ontology annotation, biological process: regulation of RNA metabolic process; regulation of gene expression. The coding region runs from base 205 to 1161 and encodes 318 amino acids.